Molecule: messenger RNA, 1571 nt
Organism: Anastrepha obliqua
Lineage: Eukaryota; Metazoa; Arthropoda; Insecta; Diptera; Tephritidae
Product: serine protease snake
Exons: 5
Coding region: 81-1463 (460 amino acids)
Biological process (GO): proteolysis
Molecular function (GO): serine-type endopeptidase activity
Source: RefSeq, a predicted model, not a curated record
GCUGUACGCAAAACGAAUACUCGCCUAAUUAUUAUAAAAUAUUAAACAAGUAAUAAUAAUUAACAAUCGCGCGUAUUGCGAUGAAGUUCGGAGUGUUGCUUAUCUCAUUUUUAGGUGUAUUGAAUAUACACAGCAUUGCGGCGACUGGUUCACGAAAAACUCGCAAAGUGCACGGUCAAGGCCACAAUCCACAAGGUGGAAUUCAAUCGCCGCCAGAGGACUUUUACGACGUGCAACCUGAGCUUUUGUCGCAAUUCAGUGACAACAAAGGCAACAAUGGAAGGGGCAAUGGCAAUGGCAAUAAUGGAAGGGGUAACGGCAAUGGCAAUAAUGGAAGGGGCAAUGGCAAUGGCAAUAAUGGGAGGGGCAAUGGCAAUGGCAACAAUGGAAGGGGUAAUGGCAAUGGCAAUGGCCAGGGCGGCAAUAAGGGUUUGCAAGGCUUUGUCUUAGCCACCGAGUUGGACAACGGAGCUGCAGCAUUAGAUUGUGAAAAUCCAAAUGGACCUGGUAAUGGACAUGGCAACGGGCACGCCUAUGGCCAGUGUCGUGGUAGAGGCAAUAAGUUUGGACCGAAACCACCACCACCGGGACUUUAUAAGCGUUUUGCUACAAUCUAUAGCGAUGUGGAUCGAAAAGUGGAAGGUGAGGCAUACAAUGAAGCGCUCGAGAAUGAUGAAGUCAAUGAUGAUUUCAAUGGAAGAUCAAUCGUAGCGCCAGGACAAUAUCCGCAUAUGGCCGCUCUAGGUUUUCGCACCUACUCCAACAGCUACGAAUAUAAAUGCGGUGGCAGUUUAAUUAGUGAAGUGUUCGUUUUAACCGUUGCACACUGUUGCUAUCACAGCGGCCAAGCGCCUGAGGUGGUCAAAGUCGGCGACAUCAAUUUGAAAAACAUUGCCUUAGAUGAAAUCUUUCAAGUGCGUCCCAUUGCCGAAAUACAGUCGCAUCCUUUGUACAACAACUCAUUUAACUAUCACGACAUAGCAUUGAUACGUUUGGCCCAGCCAGUUGUUUACACGAAUUUUGUGCGCCCUAUCCGCUUAUGGGUCAGUGAUGAAAUUCCGUACAAUAAACUUCACGCAAUGGGCUACGGCUCGACCAGCUUCGCACAGGCUCCAACAAAUGUGCUAACGGAAUUGGAGUUGUCCAUUGUGCCGCUGCCUCAAUGCAAUCAAAUUUUCCCUGCAGAUUCUGGUACACCCGAGGGGCUAUUGGAGUCACAGAUUUGUGCUAAGGAUUUCGAACAAAAUCGUGAUACGUGUCAGGGCGACUCUGGUGGACCACUACAACUGAAUUUGAUGCGUAAAAAUAGGAAACAUUUCCGUUACUAUUUGAUCGGCAUGACUUCGUAUGGAACAUUUUGUCGCAGCGCAUAUCCCGGAGUUUAUACGCGUGUCUCCUCAUACAUUGAAUGGAUAACAUCCGUUGUUUGGCCGAAUUACUACAGCAGUUACUUUCCAGCGUAACAGUUUUUGGACAACAGUAACAGUAACAUUUAACAGGAGAAUGUAUAUUAACAUAUGAAUGUUACUAUGGAAAUAUUUACUUAUUAAAUCGAUAACAAAUUUUUAAAG